Sarcophilus harrisii (Tasmanian devil) is the source of this 960-nucleotide messenger RNA. RefSeq names its product olfactory receptor 5D18-like. Gene Ontology annotation, molecular function: odorant binding; G protein-coupled receptor activity; olfactory receptor activity. The coding region runs from base 1 to 960 and encodes 319 amino acids. NCBI's taxonomy places the organism in Eukaryota, Metazoa, Chordata, Mammalia, Dasyuromorphia, Dasyuridae. The transcript has a single exon. Gene Ontology annotation, biological process: G protein-coupled receptor signaling pathway; sensory perception of smell. Gene Ontology annotation, cellular component: membrane. The record is from RefSeq and is a predicted model, not a curated record.
AUGGUGACCAAUGAGGGAAAUCAGAGUUUCGUUGUAACAUUCAUCCUCUUAGGUUUCUCAGAUUAUCCAGAUCUUCAAGUGCCUCUCUUUCUGAUGUUCCUAAUCAUAUAUUCUAUAACUGUGGUAGGAAAUCUAGGAAUGAUUGGUAUCAUCCAAAUCAACUCCAAACUUCACACCCCCAUGUACUUUUUCCUCAGCCAUUUGUCCUUUGUGGAUUUCUGCUAUUCCUCCAUCAUUGCUCCCAAAAUGUUAGUGGAUUUACUCAUAGAGAAUCGAAACAUCUCCUUCUCUGGGUGUUUGGUACAAUAUUUUUUCUUUUGUAUUUUUGUGGUGACUGAGGCCUUCCUGCUGGCAGUUAUGGCUUAUGAUCGCUUUAUGGCCAUUUGCAGUCCUUUGCUGUACACAGUUGCCAUGUCCCAGAAACUCUGUACCCUAUUGGUGGCUGGGUCAUAUACCUGGGGUUUGUUCUGUUCUCUUCUACUCACAUGUUCUGCUAUCAAAUUAUCAUUUUAUGGACCUAAUAUAAUUGAUCACUUUUUCUGUGAGUUUUCCUUGCUGCUUAACCUCUCUUGUUCCGAUACACAUUUGAACCAGAUGCUGCUUUUCAUCUUUGCUACUUUUAAUGUGGUAAGCACACUUUUGAUUAUCUUGGCCUCUUAUGCAUUUAUUUUUGUCACUGUCCUGAAGAUGAAUUCAUCCAGUGGACGACGGAAAGCUUUCUCCACAUGUGCUUCUCACCUAAUGGCUAUCACCAUCUUUCAUGGGACCAUCCUCUUUCUCUAUUGUGUUCCUAAUUUCAAGAACACUCAGCUUACAUUCAAAGUGGCCUCAGUGUUUUAUACAGUAGUAAUCCCUAUGCUUAAUCCUCUGAUCUACAGCUUGAGAAACAAAGAUGUAAAAGAAACACUUGUGAAGUUAAUGGAUAUUAAAUUUUUUCUUCAUGAGCAAAUUUCUCAUUAA